Messenger RNA from Dunckerocampus dactyliophorus (ringed pipefish), 10072 nucleotides. RefSeq names its product transcription factor 20 (gene tcf20). Gene Ontology annotation, cellular component: nucleus. Gene Ontology annotation, biological process: regulation of transcription by RNA polymerase II. The record is from RefSeq and is a predicted model, not a curated record. NCBI's taxonomy places the organism in Eukaryota, Metazoa, Chordata, Actinopteri, Syngnathiformes, Syngnathidae. The transcript has 6 exons. Bases 1475 to 8647 code for a protein of 2390 amino acids.
CGUGUGUUUUGUGUGUGUGUAUCAAGGCGGCAAGAAAAAAAUAGUAGUCUUAGAGGAAAAGCAGCAUGUGAUGAAGACAGGGAAAUGCAUUUCAAGGACGGAAAGUGACGCUAGGGCGCUUGAUGAGGCUUCUGUGACGGCUAUGUGUUUGAUUUGAGUAGAAGAUAGGUGCAAUCACCUCAGCGGUGUGUGAAAGAGAGGCAACGAGAAGAGGGGGCGGGGGUGUGUGUGUGUGUGGACCUCAGCGCUGACGGGACCCACAGCCACCCUGAUUGUGCCCUGCUCUCAUCAUUUUUGGAGGUGAGGACAAAAGAAAAAAAGAAGGGGGGAAUCGAAAGAGAGGCCCCGGGAUCCGACUGUCGUGACGGCCCCCCCGCGGAAUUCGCCGCCUCUGGUCGGGAUUGCAUGGACCCCGAAAGGGCGAGGGAAAAAGCGGCGUAGCAUUCGACUCUAGACUGGGGGUUUUCCUGCCACAACAGCGGGAUUGUCAAAAGGAGCCUUUGACUCUAACCAGGGGCCUUGUAUUGCUACGUUUUCAGGGUUCCGGGCAGCAGCCGCUGAAACAUGAAUUUAUCUGCAUGGAAUUGCUGAAGAAGAACAAAGAACUGGCGUUUGAAUGGACUGACCUUGAAGUGGAAUACAUGGAUUACCCUCCUUUUGGCAAAUAGUUGCCAUGGAACUAGGAAGAAUUAAAUGAUGGUUGACAGACAAUAGCCCAGGUAAGAUGGUGUCAAUGCUGGAGUUGCAGGAGAGCAGCAAGAGGAAUCUAUGCGCAGAAUCGAGGAACUAAGAGCUCUCAAAAAAAUCUACAGACUAAUAAGAAAUGCACUGACUAAGAAGGACGAAAAAAAAGAGCGGAUGAGAGUCGAUGGCGUUUUGGGACGUGUUUUUAGACCCUUCGAUUCAAGUCAUCAUCUCACAUAACUGUGUGUCCGAUCCUGGCAAGAUUACACUUCUUAACAGACGCUUUGAAAAUUGCUGUGGCAGAAUUCUGUCUCAAUGGAUUCUUCAUUUUGUUGCAUAGUUGUAAUUGGAUGCUGACAUAAUCAUUAUCCUAAAAAAAAAAGUAUGCUUACGGGGGCCAUUGUCCGAGAACAUUUACAUGUGAGACAUUUGAAGUUGCCUUAUAUUGUGGCUUGUCUGCUUCAGCUGCAGAGGAAUGACCACAAGUUUUGAGCAAACUGUCAAGUGAACCUUUUUUUAAGUGGAAGCAACCAUAUGUCCAUGUCACAUUGAAGAAAGAACAUUUUUAUUGUUUUGAUACAACCAUCCAAUGUUUGGUAAUUAUAGCAUUUCAGAUAUAUAUUCCCCUUCUUCAACGCCCUUGUGGAUUUCAUGAAGCAUUUAAUUUAAAAAAUCAAUUUCUGCUGUCUUUUGCAUCCAUGGUGACUGCCAUCAGUCCUUCAUUUAUCAGUGCUGUCCCCCAUUAUUGAUAGUACUCACUGUUGUCUUUUUGUAAGUCAAAAGGAAAAACAUGCAGAAUUUUUCUAAUAGCCCUGCCCCCCAUUCUCUCCCCGCCGGCUUUAGCGGGAGGGGUGGAGGAGGACCUCCAUAUCCUACUCAACCAGCAGAGCCCCAGGUCUCACCAAGGAUGGCGGAUGAUUAUGCAGGGAUGCAACAGCAGAGCCUGCACAGAGGCCUUCCACACGCCAGUCAAGUCAGCCCCAUGCUUGCUUAUAAUGCUCGAAACAGAGGGACUGUAGAGCCACCACCAACACAGGGUAACCUUCAUAGUGGCAACGGCAACAACCUUUACAGGAAGGACACAAUGGAUUAUUAUUUUUCAAUGGGUGGGAAGGACAGGAACAGAAGAGGAGGCCUGGUCUACGGGUCAGGAUUUGGAUAUCCUAAUAUCGAUGGACACAUACCGCCCCAGUACAGACAUUCUGGUUCUGGAUCUGUGUUAUCAUCUGGAGUCAUGUCACAAUAUUCAGUAGACUAUGGGCCCAGUACUGGUUCAGGUGGAGGAUCCGGAGCAUUCUCUCCUCGUCAGUACAGCGUGAGUCAGAAUGCUGCAAUGCAGGCUAUGACGGCUUCUCAGAGUCGCCAACCUGGACAAACAUUUUCUCCAGUCCACCAUGGGCAACAGCAUAGGAGUUAUCCAACCUCUGUGCACAGAAUGACCCCUCAGUACCCACAGUACUCUCCACAGGCUGGAGCAUCCACAGGGUCAUCAGGAAUGUACAGCCCCCCUCCACAGAGAUAUCUUGAUGGGACUACUAACACCAGUUUUGAUCCCAAAGUCAACAGUUCUCACAGUGUCAACCCAAGUGCAAACUCUGCCUCCGGUUCAGUUGCUAGUAACAAUAUGGGGCCAGUGGAGAAUGUUCAACAGCGUUACCUUGCCUCAAAUUAUGCUGGAUAUUCCCCACAGACGCAUCCACUUCUCAAGCAAGUCACACUACAGCACCACAACUCUCAGCACAGUUCAGGUGUGGGUUAUGACAGCCCACUGAAAAUGCAGCAGCAGGGCCCAUCUCCAGGCUCUGUAUAUGGUAAACAUCACCAACCGUCCAACCCCAAUAUACCUAUUGCAGCAUCUGAAGAACUUGCCAAAUCCCCAAUGCAUGCUAAUUCUCAACAAAGCCAGAUGCACCAAAACCUCAGCCCAAUAUCCAACCCUUCCCCAGCUGCAUCUGCAGUACAUUCCCCCAGUUGUAGCUCCACACCUUCCCCUUUGAUGGGUGUUUCAGAGACAUAUGUAAACCCCUCUGGUCCCUCCCAUCCUCCCACAUCUAAUGUCCAUAGCAGCCACGGUCAUAGAUUAAUGCAGGUUGUGUCACAGUUAAGUCCAACGCCCAACUCAAAUAGUAGCAUCAGUAGUUGUGGUAGCAGUGGCAGUCACAAAGGUCAUAACCUCACCACUGUUGGCAUAAACAGCAUCCCACCAACAAGCUGCAAAAAAAUAGGUGUAGGAUCAGGGCUUGGAGGCUCUCCAGUUGGGAAAAUGCAAGAUGCAGGACUGAAUAGUCUUAAUGCUCUGAGCUCCCAAGUAGCCAAUUUACCAAACACAGUUCAACAUAUGACACUUACUGACAAUAUGCUCUUACAGAAGAAAGGGAAAGAUGGACAGAUGCAACAAGCAACGCAUGGUGUUCCCUCAUUGCAACCAAGGAGUAGAAAUGCAAGUGCGGCCUCAAGCACGGGCACAGCUAAAGAUGCAGUGGGAGUUGGUGAUGGCGCAGGUUUAGACCCUGUUACUGCUGAAGACUCAUCUUAUAUGUCAGUCGGGACCUCAUCAGAGACCAAGACAGAGCAAGAGGAUCAUUUAAUAGAGGUGGAACAUACAAGACGGAGGCAACUAAGUGGUGCAAGUAGCGGGUCUGAACCAUAUUUUUACCAUACUCCAAGUCAAACCCAGGCACAAACAUCAGUAAAUGCCAAAACGUUCACUUGCAAGUCACCACCAAAAGAAAUUGUUUCAAAAGCAAAUGAAGAUCUUGUCGCUUCUUCAUCAGCAUCUUCCUCUUCUGAGUGUCAGCCAACAGAGACCGACCUAAAAUCACAUUCAAAACCGACAGUCUCCUCAUCCAGGUCCUGUAAUAUUCCUCCUGCCCAGCCAAACUGUGUUUCACACACUAGUUUAGUAAAUAAUACUCCAAAAGGUGGCCAUAAGAAAAGUACAGAAGUAACAAAUGAACGCAUCAAAACUGAACACGAAGAUGGGGUUGAGAAGAUGGAGAAGGGAAAUAGCCAAAUGUUGCGUGGUGGAGAAAGCAUCACAAAAUAUGGCCAGGACAAAGAAAAUAGGUUGCACACCGCAUCCACUGCACACAAUGAGAGUGAACAAAAACCUGCAUCUGAAGAACAGCAAAGCGUUGGUGUGAUUGUUUCAGCACGUUCUGAGGGAAGCCAUUUCGAAAAAGGCAAACAACCGCAAGAUCUCUGUCUGAAGGAGAAGCAGGCACAGUCUUACUUGAAAGAGUCAACUAGUUAUAAUGGAGAGGAAGGUAUUGAUCUGAGUCGGUAUUCGUCUCGUUACCCCAAAUCAAAUAUUGAACAGGUUCAAAAUGUUGCCCAGUUUGGAUCACAUAAGUAUAGUUUUGUAGAGUCAACAUAUGGCUCAGAUUUGUCUGUGAUGAACAAAGGAAGGACUGGCCCAGCAGGUGUAAUGGAAUCGAGUUCCAGAGACUAUCAGCAAUCUCACUCUGGCUAUGGCCCUGAACAUUCAAAAGAUAUGCGCUCUGUAACAGAGGCAUUUGGGAAGAAAGGACAAACAGCAGGAACUAAAGGUCAAGAGGACAAUUCGCAAGUGCACCAGUUUCCUAGCCUUUUACAAGAAGUUCUUCAAGGUUAUAAUUUAGACAGACGUUAUGGAAGACCAGAACAGCCAUUUCCUGCACAUAUUCAAGUUCAACAACAGUUUCAAACAAGAUACCCAUAUGGUCUGUUAGAAAAUAUGAGGAUGGCGGAUGGUGGAGCCAAUGAUACUUUGACCCAAAUUGGAAAGCCGCAACAUCCAAAUCACAGACUGGAAAAUAAACCCAGUUUUGUGAUGCAUCCUCAAUCCUCCAUGAAGUCAGAGGCUGCCAUCACCAAGAUAUUGCAAAAUGCUGCAAAAAAUGAGGGCGAUUUCUCAGAGGAUAAUUUACCACAAGCUUCAGACACGCAGCCGAUCCAACCAAAGCAUAUCAACUUAGCGGACUAUUCUCUUCCACAAAGAAAAAUGUCUAAUGCAUCCACUAUGUCGUCUGCUGUGCAGGAGCUCCUUUUGCAAGAUCCUGAGCCACUAAAAGGGUGCACUGGUCAAACAGAAUCCCAAAAAUCGGAACGGCGCUCAGUCAUCUGCGAUGUGUCACCAAAUCGACGUAGCACACCAGAAAGGGACCGGGAAAGUAACAGAGAGCGAGAGAAAAAUCAGAGUGCGGCCUCUGUGAUUCAGCAGCCAUUUUCUUCCACAGCAUCAGUCAAUGAUCUGAAUAAAAAUGACGUUUUAGAGAAAAAAGUGGUAAAAAUUGAAACAGCAUCCAAAGAGACUGGUCCAAACGCUGAUUUUCAUGGCAGUGGUGGAACUAAUGAAACUGAUAUGGAAUAUCAUUCAAAAUCCAUUGUGCCAAAUUCUGACCCCUACAGGCACAUGCCCCAUCCUCUGAGCUCCAAUCCUUUAUCAUCACCACCAAGACGUCAGUCAUAUCUUCAAGGUGUUGAUUUAUCAACAGGUGAUGCCAACAGUUUUCCUGGUUAUCGGCUUGCUGAUACAAGAGAAAGCAAUAUCAUGCCACACGGCAGUCCUCAUUUUCCUUCCCAUCAUCCCUACCACAGUUUAUCACUCCAGACGCAAGCAAAUAAGCUUCAAAUGUAUCCUCACCCUCGUGGGCCCCUUCAGCAUUCACAUGAAAUAAAUGAUUGGGUGAAAGCAAUGAACAGGUCUGCUAAGGAUAUGAUGAUGAUGCCUGUUUCUUCCCCAGGAAGACAUAAAGUCAUUCCAUCAGAGCACAGACAAAGGAUAAUCCCUCAGACAGACAUGCACAGUGAACAACAUGGGACCAAAACUUUGCUCCUUCAGCAAAGCGGAUACUAUGACAUGAAAAUGUGGGAGUCAACACACCCUGGAAGAGAGGGUACUAGAGUGAUUGAGGGUGACUCUUGCUACAGGACGCAACCACCACCUCCACCAUCAUCUGUCCCUGGAGGUUCAGAGGGCAUUUUCCCUUAUCCAAAGGCACAUGGUCCAAAUCCAGCUGAGCACGAGGAAACUAAACGCCCUCCAUGCAACUCUGCUAAACCUCAAACUGACUUAACCUCUGCUCGGCCACAGGUGCAGCGUCAAACGAAGUCUGGGGGGCCUGGAGAGACAAAUCCACUUAUACUGAGGAGGCGAGUUCGUUCUUUUAUCUCCCCUAUUCCUGCCAAACGGCUACUCCAGGAUGCAUCUCAGCAGAGGGGUGCCACAAAUUCACAUCACUCCCCUGGGGCACACACUGAGUCAAACCAUCACAAUGAAGACGAGUCAUCCUGUUCUGAUAUUCCACGGCUCUCUUCCCCUUUGCUUAGUGAUAAUGCCUUUCCGAAAUCUCUAUCCCCAUCAAGUUGUAAUACGAAAGCCUUUCCUCCAAAGAAAGGACGCGGUUUGAAACUAGAGGCUAUAGUUCAGAAAAUAUCACCAAGUGUUACAAAGCCUGCAAGCAAUGCUGAUGAUGGAACCAAUCAUUACCCGGGAUUUACUCCCACAGCUAUCCCAACGUUUAGUGAUUCACAGGACCAUGACAUAAGCCAUUAUCCUAGAGUUUCAGGAGGGGAUGAUGCUUUUAUGGAAGACAAUCGCUCAAUCAAUGAUAUGAUGCCCUUCAGAGGAGUUGAUGAGACUGCCUACCCAUGUGAACCUCACCAGACAACCCAAACUCUCAAACAAAAAGACUUUGACUUUGGAUUGGGAGCUUCUGUUGUGUCAGCGUCUGGUGAGAAGGAGGACUUUGCUUUGCUAGGUCCUUUACCACCUCCUCCACCACUUCCUCGUCCCGUCCAGGGUUCCCCACCCCCAUCUUCAUCUGCCCUCUCAGAUAUUCAACAUUUCACCAACACUUACCAGCAGCUUGAGACAAGAAGAGGCGAGCAGUCUGCCGCUAACCUUCUUCGACAGAAACUUCAAGAGUCAGGAAUGGGAUUCGAUGAUUAUACUGGCAGUGACUAUUAUAGAACUACCUCACCCCACCAUAGCCAAUCUCAAGGACAGGCUUUGAGCAGACAUCAGAUGUCCUCUGCCCGGCCCAAUCUGUCUGCACAAGAUUCUAAGUCGCUGGACAGUACUGUGCCUAAAGGCUAUUUCCCAUCUGGCAAGAAGAAGGGCAGGCCAGUUGGGAGUGUGAAUAAACAAAAGCGCGCUCAGAACCAAGGCCAGGCACAGGGUCUGAUCCAGUCACAAGCCCAAGCUCAAAACACAAAUCUGAAUUCUUCUCAACCUCCACUAACUCCCAUUACAGCUGCCCCCAUCAUAUCAGAAACAGUGCCCACUCCAAGCAGCACAGAAGCUUCUGCAACAACUUCUGUCCUAGAAAGUAAAAGUACUCCUCCUCUAACCCCACCCAUUUUAACCCAGGUAGUAAAAGUGGAUGUUGAGAGUGAACCAGUUCAGCCAGAGAUCGAAGUCAAACCUGUGAGAAGGCGGCGCAAAGGUUUGAAAGAUGAAGAUGGCUCACCAGAAAGGAGAGGGCGUCAAAGGGUAAGAAGAGGAGGACCUGCAGCAACACAAUCAGCCACAAGAGAUGAGACAGAUACACAUUUAGGGGCAAAAGGGGGUAAUGGCGCAAAUAAAGCAUUCCUAGAUCCAAAUCUGAAGGGCCUAUUUAUUCCACACAUACAUGUGGAGAACAAAAUACCAGAGAUUGGGGCAGUGUGCACUAUUGUAAAUGCUGAGGAUGAUAAGUUGAAAGGAGAGCGAAGUGCAGUUGGAGGGAAAGCUGGUGUGAGUGGAAUCGAUUCUCUUCCGGCCGCAACUCUUUCCUCAAAUUUAUCCAAAAGAGAAUCCGAGAGGAGGGAGAUGGAUGAAGUGGAAACGACACUUCAGUCAGGAAAAGCACUCCCUUCAUCUGGCUAUGUUGUUUCCGGACCUGCUCUUACAGAAACCAAACACUCUGGCCGCCAACUUUGCUGUCUGUGUCAAAAAUGGGCCAAUUACAAACACCUUGGAGACCUUUAUGGGCCUUACUAUCCUGCUGAAUAUGCUGCAAAGCUCCCCAAGAAUCAGCCCCAGGUUAGACAAUGUCAAACAACCACAGGCACAAUCAAAACUGGACCAAACUCUGACUUGGGCUCAAAUCCUUUGAGUACUUUCCAACACUCACAAACACAACAAGCUCCGAUGAGCAGACCCACAGUGAUGAGUAACUGUACCGUUAGCUUAGAUUCAAACCUUAAAUCUCUUUCUACUGCAGUAAGAGCUGCCAGCUCCUUAGCUAAUAAUGAAGACAUGACUGGCCAGCCCAGUGCCACUGCUUUCUCUUACACCUCCAGCUACAGUAAAAACACAUCUCUAACGUGGGACAUGAACCUUGAUAUCAGACCUAUCCCAAAGCUAAAGAGAGAGCCAGACUUUGAGACAGAGCAGCAACAGUUUCCAACACUGCAGCAACAGCAUCCAGCAGAUGAACCCCAGCAACGACCGCAACACCGGAAGCUGACCUCACAUCCUCGCUUUAAACGGAGGCACAAAUCUAGUGAGGACUCUCCUAGAAUGGUACCUUCCAACAGUAAGGCUUCGUUGCCCUUCCAGCCUCCACCGCCAGCUUUGGACUCGCUGGGACCGUUGGCACAACUUGCCCAGUUGCCUCAGAUGCCCAUGGACCCAGAGGAGUUGUGGGUUCAUGAAGGAUGCAUCGUGUGGACCAGCGGAGUCUACCUUGUCAAUGGGAGACUGUAUGGCCUGCAGGAGGCACUCGAUGGUGCCAGGGAAACGAGCUGUUCAUACUGUGAGAUGGUCGGCUCUACCCUUGGCUGCUACAGUAAAGGCUGUACACUUCGAUACCACUAUCUGUGUGCCAUUGAAUCAGAUUGUUCUCUUAAUGAAGAUAACUUCUCACUCCGAUGUCCGAAGCACAAGGUUAUUACUGAUCAACUUGUUUGGUCAACUCUACCUCAAGCAGGUUACCCAGGGCGCCCGGCCGGCCAAAUUGGUGUACUUGGAGCAGUCGGAGAGAGGGUGAGACAAUAACAGGAGUCUGGAUGCGGUUUGGACAAGGGCCGGCUACGAGACGACACUUGUUGUGAAGAAGAGUCGCACAGGACCGAGAGAGAGCAACAAAAGGGAAUGUAAAAUUUCAACAGGAGUCAACAUCAUUUACAUUCAAGACAUUACUGCUUUUCUUGGAGAACUAUUAUUGCUCUUUUACUUCAAAGCAGAAAAAGACAAAAACACACAGCAUAAAGGAACAAAGCUGAAGGAAAAAAGACUUUUAAGAAGAAAACACUAACUGAGAUGGAAGCGGAAUGAAAAGAGAUGCCAAACCAGAUGGAGGAACAAAAGAACUUGUCCGUUAAGACCAAAAGGAGCGAUUUUCCUCUCUGGGCUUACUUUGAUUUCCUUGAAAUGCCCUCGAAGUGUUUAAACUCUUGUUUAUCACUAUUUUAUCAUUUACCUUGUUUUUUUUGUUUUUUUUCUCCGGGUAUUCUUUUGUUUUAAGGAGACCUGUUGGGAGCAAACAGGGUGUCAAACUGAGAAGAGAGAUUACAAUUUUCUCUCAAGUAGUAUUUUUAUCUCAUGAUAUCAGAUUCAUAUUUUAGCCAUUAUUAUUUUUGUAUCCUCAUCAGUAUUUAUCUGAAAUGAUAAAAUGGAUGUAUCUCACUUUAUAUUCGUUAAUUGGCUGCUUUUUCUUUUGUUUUUAUUUCAUUCCCGGAGAGGAGGGAGCCAGAUUGAUGUCUGGAAUGUCAGGGUUGAGUUUGCCACAAAGACAUUUAUUGCCUUGGAGAAUGGACAUCUGUUGCCUUUCAAUAGAGUGUAAGUGUGCGUGCGUGUGCGCGUGCGUGUGCGUGUGCGUGCGUACAUGAAUGAGAGGAAGUGCUAUACCAUUCUGGUCCUUUUUGAAGUGUUCUUAUUUUUCAUCAGUGAGCUUUUUACGGUACAGCAAGUAUUCCCGAAAAAUCAGAUGGGCACAGUCUUAUUUUUCAAGUAGAAAUGUUCCUAAUGUGCACAGAAAAGGGACCGUGACGUAAGAGGAGAUAAAACGAUGGACUAAAAGUGUCUGCCCGCCUUUCACCACACGGACACGACCAAGAUGAAGGACACUGAAGGGUUGUCAGCGGUGGGGAACUACUCUUGUUCUACAUAGGAAGCAUUACUGGUCACCUGACAUCACGAGGAAAGGAUGUGAUGGACAGGUGCGACGGGCCAGUUGGCUACACGGGCCGAUCGGACCAAGCUUCACCGUGUACGUUGUCAUCAGUAGCACAGCAGCAGUUUGAACGGGAGAAAAUCCGUUCAAAAGAGGCAUUGCCAUCAAAUUUUAUUGUGAGUCGUACAUGGUGUUGUCUUGACCAUUUUUUAUUGUUAUUGUAAAAAAAAAAAAAAAAAAAGAAAGAAAGACGGCAGUUACACUAUCCAAACCAUGCUGUAUCACAAAACCUGUCAAUAUGUAUAUGA